Cuscuta epithymum is the source of this 1780-nucleotide messenger RNA. The record is from the annotation of a GenBank genome assembly. NCBI's taxonomy places the organism in Eukaryota, Viridiplantae, Streptophyta, Magnoliopsida, Solanales, Convolvulaceae.
AACUAUUUUCAGAUCGGUACGGCUGGGUCGAAUCAAACCAUUUUGUGCAGCUCUACCGCUAGACCCUCAACACAUCCGUGCUUCAAUCUUUUUCAUCUCAAAGAUAGAGAACUUUACAUUAUUCGAACCUUUAAUUCAAUCUAUCUCUAUUCAGAAAUGAAGGGUUGCGCGUUACCGAGGGAUCUGCUUAUUGAGAUCUUGGUGAAGUUACCGGUAAAAUCUCUUAUGCGUUUUAAAUGCGUGUGCAAAUAUUUCUAUGAUUUGAUAAAGAACAAUCAGCACCUGAUACACAAAUUUUAUGAAAUUAAUAGAGAGAAAUAUCAGUGUGCUAUUAUAGAGCAGCCAAUUGGAUCUAUUAACCGCCCUAAUCAAAUCUUCAGCCUGCUUUACCAGGAACCCGAGUCUAAUGAGAUUGAGUGCAUCUCCGUAGAUUUCCCAAAUUCAAAGACAAGAUUUGUAAGUUGUUGCCAUGGAAUGCUGUGUUUCAUUCUCGGUAAAGGUGAUUUGGUUAUCCGUUGGAGUGAGAUUUCUGAAGAUUUGAGUUUCGAUGUUCUGCUAUGGAACCCAUCCAUCAGGGAAAUCAAAGCCUUGCCGUCUAUUACUGUGCCUAACAUCCCGCCCCCUCAAUUCCCUGUUGCAUAUCUUAUGUUUGAAGGAUUUGGAUUUGGGGUUUCUAACAGCAUGUCUUGGAAGGUUGUCAUGCUCUGGCAUUUCGCAAGCUGUGCGGUCGAUAACGAACCUAAUUAUGAAUUCGUUAUGGUUUGCAGCCAAGUUGGUGAUGGUUCAUGGAGCUGGAGGCAAAUUGAUGCUCUUCCAAAUGUGCCUGUGAUGUCUUAUCAAGAUUUUUAUUUCCAGGGGAAAUACUAUUGGCGGGUACAACAAAUUGGUGAUGAUUCUGUGGAUUUACAUCGGUUGUUGUGGUUCGACUUGGAUGAUGAGGUAUUUGGGACGAUCGAGUUGCCGGCCAGAAGGGAACAUUUUUCAUUUACUGUGGUAAAUGAGAGUAUUGCUAUGAUUUGUUGUUGUCCUCCAGAGAAUAGCAAUUACAUUGAGAUUUGGCUAAUGAGGGAAAAUGAAAAUGUUAACGAUGUGGAUUGGCAUAAACAGUGGAGGAUAGAAUGUGGAGCAAGCAUUGACAAGCAUGAGUAUUGGAAUCCAACGGGGUUUGGAACCUGGGAUGAAUCUUGGUUCCCUAUUGGUAUUUGGAGUCUGAGUGGUCGUUCUCAUUUGCUUGCAUUUCCUUAUAUGAGCACUUAUCGCAGGGACAGUUCACUUGGAGGUUUUCCGGAUGGAGAAAACUAUAUACCAUAUUUAAUUUCUGUUGAUUUGGAAACUCAAGAAAUGAAGAUGAUUUACUUAACUCUAGAAAAGAAGUGUGUUAAGUUUGUUUCAAACUCGACAGGGUAUACUCAAGUUUACAAGGAAAGCAAUAUUGAUAUAACUCAAGAAUGGAAGGAUUGUAAGAUAUUUCCAAAACAGACCUCCUAUGCAAGAGUAUGUAGUCAAAGUCUACAACUGAUGUAGUAAACACAUACUUAUCUUUGUAAUGCUUAGUUUAGCAGUUGCAACAUGAACCUUUUUGUAAGUUUUAUUAAUAUGUGCACUACUUUGAACAAGCUAAGAGUUAUGUGGCUUUACUUGGGAAAAUAAGAUUCUGAUUCAGUGCAAUCUUCAAGUGUAGUGUUAAUCGUUCAGUGAAUCCUUGUACUAUUAUAAAAAUAUCUUGUUGAUACUUAAUACUAGUAUUAGUGUGCAAACAACUUGCUAUAAUAGCAAAUCG